Leptosia nina is the source of this 2742-nucleotide messenger RNA. Lineage: Eukaryota; Metazoa; Arthropoda; Insecta; Lepidoptera; Pieridae. The record is from the annotation of a GenBank genome assembly.
AUGAGGUCGUCAGCGCUUAUUUGCUUAGCAUUAUUCAAUGUUAUAGAAUACAGUAACACUAUCGACGGUCCUUAUGAAUACCACGGAUUUUGUAUCAACGUACACAUAAAUAAUAAAAUGAAUCUAUUACGAAAACUACAGAAUUGUACAGUUAUUCUUGGAGAUGUGAAGUUGUUAAUGGACAGGGCUAAGCCCGGAGACUUUAAGGAUAUCAGCUUUCCCCAUUUGAGAGAAAUAACUGGUUAUAUGGCCCUUUAUAGAGUAUUUGGCUUAGACUCUGUUGGAGACCUUUUUCCGAAUUUGAUGAGGAUACGGGGAAAUACUUUACUAUGGGAUUAUGCUUUAAUAAUUAGUGAUAUGCCGAAGCUAAGAGAGAUAGGCUUAUCUAAUCUUCUGAAAAUAGACAGAGGUGGUGUCAUCGUUUGGACGGGCCCUCUUACAUGUUACGUAGAAUCUGUGAACUGGAAGGCGAUUGCUCCUAAUACCCGCCACGUCCUAAGUGUAUUUGAUUCUUUUAACCGAUGCAAAAACAUACACUGUACAUGCUCCACGAACUCUAGCGUCAAUUACUGUUGGAAUAACAGAAAAUGUCAACGUUUCCUCGAAGGGCCUGAGGCAGAGAAAUGUAGUUCCGAAUGUAUUGGCUGCAGGAAAACAAAUAGCAGGGAUUGUUCUCUUUGCCGGAAUUUUAGAUAUGGAGAUAAAUGCGUCCCAGUGUGUCCUGAGGGAACAAUACCUUUAACGGAGGGUAAUUACUGUGUAACAAUAGAUGAAUGUACACAUUUAGACCGUUGGCUGUGGAACAAUACAUGUGUCCCCGACUGUCCAGCGAAUUUCAUCAAACACAGAAGCGCAGAGGGAACUACCUGUGAGCCAUGUGAUAACUGUCAUUUGACUUGUUACAACCUUUCCAUCCAUCACAUAGAGUCUAUUCAAGCAGCUGCGAAUUGCACUUACAUAAAAGGGCAUUUAUCUAUUCACGUUAGAGCUCCACCAGAAGCGAUGACUGAGUUGAGAUAUUAUUUGAAGAACAUUCGAGAGGUGACAGACUACGUGGAAAUACACGGCUCACUUGUCAUUACAUCUUUGGAUUUCCUCGAAGGCUUACAACUGAUCGGCGGGGAGAAUUUAUAUAAUGGGAAAUAUAGCUUAAUAGUCCAUGAUAUGCACAAUUUACAACGUCUGUUUCCAGAAAACGUUACGCAUAAUUUAAGAGUUAAUCGAGGGUCUAUGAGCUUUUAUAGAAAUCAAAUGCUUUGUGUUAGGGAAAUAGACAAAUUGUUGCCCUUAUUUCCUGUUCGACCAAGUGACUUAGAUAUACCGCAGGGCUUAAAUGGUUAUAGUGGCAGCUGUGAUGAAGUCAUCCUGAACCUAACUGUAAGCGUGAAAAAUGAAUCUUCUGUUACGGUUACUUUUUAUCCAGAAUCCAACAUGAAUGUGCAAUACACUAUAUUAUAUGUUAAGAUUUCUCGUGGAGUAGAAAAUAUUAUCGUUCCAGAAGCUUGUAACGAAACUGAUUGGCAUGCUAUAAGUGUUAUUCAGUCUAAAAAAGCUCGCGUAAUGAAAGUGGAACUAAGUUCACUGCAUCCAGCGACAAAUUAUGCGAUGUGCGUAGAAAAAUAUAACCCCGAUUAUAAUCAUUUAUCACGUAGUUCAGUGAAAAAAUUUUCUACUUCAGUUGGUAAGCCCGAACCCCCAUUUAUAGUAGAACUGACUGCGUCUGCUUCUGAUGUCGUCGUUAUUAGGUGGGUAGAUCACUUAGAUUAUCUACCACAUAUUGUGAGAUAUGAGUUAGACGUUAUACUGGUUGAAAUUCUUAGUUCUGAUAUUCUAGCAAGAGAUCACUGUUUGAACUAUCUAUACGAGUGGCAAGAGGAUUACUCAGUUCACGCAAAGGUAAUGAAACCUCCAAAUAAUUACGAUAGGAGCUGCGAAUCAAUGUGCGGUGUUUUAUCCACAGUGACCGUGGGAGCAAUGGUGGAAGAAUAUUUUGAUAUCUGUCAAACUAUUCAUGGCUGCGACUCUACCAAUGAAAGGCCCGAAAAUAAAACUAUCGGGUCGUAUGUUACGAAAUUAGCUCUAGGUAUAAACGGUACCAGAAAAGAUUAUCAAGUGGGAGGAUUAGCCCCAUAUCGAGACUAUAGAUUUAAAUUAAGAUCAUGCACUAAAGAGGUAUGUAGUAUUUCUGCUCGAAGUGUUGUCAAAACUUUAAGAGCGAUCGAGGCCGAUACUUCAAUCCUAACUUUCCUCAGUGCAAAUGAACAGGGUCAUGUUUCUGUGAAAUGGGAUCCCCCUGAAACUAUAAACGGAGCGGUCUUGUCUUACACAGUUGAAGUUUCACCUGUAAUUAAAUUUGAUGAUUAUAGUCGAAUAUUACCUCAAACGUUUUGCGUCGCCGGAAACGUAUCGAGUCUGUUAGUAAAGGUGCAAGGCGCUAACAAAUAUAUAGUGAGAGUUUGUACCACAACUCUCGCUUCCAGUUACGCUUGUAGUGAGUGGAAAAAAGUUGUGGUUUCAACUUUCUUGGAUUCCUAUUGGUGGAUGUCUGGUAUUUUCUUUGGCAUUAUCAUUUGCACCAUUUCGUGUGUUAUUGGAUGGAAGUUUAAAGAAAAAGAAAUUCAUAUGGAUAAUAUUCCACUAGUGGACGCGACAGCUAUGUACCGUAGUUUAAGUGAACCACCAGCAACGAUGUCAGAUUUUGCACCAAUUUACAAUAUUCAACUAGGCGAGUCAUAUUUGUAA